AUCAAGCCACAGUGUCCAACACACACACACAAUCCAGUCACACUACCCCACACACUCAAACGCACAUCACACUCGCAGCCCAGAGAGCCCAGCCCGCUGCUGUGCCAUGGAAGCCCCCGAGGAUUAACGCAGCAGCAGCAACGUUGCGCAAGUGCCACCCAUCCAUCCCUGCUAAAAACAGCUGGUGACCGGGUACACAAGACACACGCGACAGGGUGGUGGGCUGGAGGCCGACGGCUACGACACAACAAGGUGGAGGACGGGCUAGAGAGAGAGCCCGUGAGCUCAGUGGCGCAGGGGGCUUGGGAUGUGCGCCGUGCCGGGCUCCCUGCUCGGCGACUACUGGCCCCUGCUGAGGUUCCUCGUGCCCCUGGCCGUCACCAAUGUGGCCACGGACCUUGGAGAGCAGGCUUUGAAUCGUGGCAUCGCGGCAGUAAACCGCAGCUCGGUGGAGAUGCUGGCCAGCUAUGGGCUUGCUUACUCUCUCAUGAAAUUCUUCACGGGGCCUAUGAGCGACUUCAAGAACGUGGGGCUGGUGUUUGUGAACAGCCGGCGGGACCGUGCCAAGGCACUGGGCUGCAUGGCCACGGCGGGCGUGGUGGCCGCGCUCUUCCACAUGCUCAUCGCCUAUACGGAUAUGGGCUACUACAUCAUCAACCGCCUACACCAUGUGGAUGGGGUGGUGGGCACGAAAACAAGACAGGCUUUUCUGUACCUGGCCGCCUUCCCGCUCAUCGAUGCACUGGCAUGGACGCAUGCAGGAAUCCUGCUCAAGCACAAACACAGCCUGAUCGUGGGCUGCGCUUCCCUCUCUGACGUCUGUGCCCAGGUGGUGUUCGUGGCUGUGUUCCUGCAGAGUCGGCUCGAGUGCGCCGAGCCUAUGCUAAUCCCAGUGCUGGCACUCUACAUGGGCUCACUCGUCAGGUUCACUACGCUGUGCCUGGCGUACUACACCAAGGUGCACCACCUCCUCCCGCAGCGGGCCGGCGCGGACACGGGUGAGGCAACCGUGCGCAAGAUGCUGAGUUUCUGGUGGCCACUGGCGCUCAUACUGGCCACUCAGCGCAUCAGCCGGCCAAUAGUCAACCUGUUUGUCUCGCGGGACCUGGGGGGCACGCAUGCUGCCACGGAGGCGGUGGCGGUGCUUACUGCCACAUAUCCCGUGGGCCACAUGCCAUAUGGCUGGCUCACUGAGCUGCGUGCCCUCUACCCCGCCUUCCACAAGAGCAACCCAAGUAACAAGUCAACGCUGACAAGUUGUAACGUCAACCCAGCCAAAAUAAAAAACUUCACGCUUGUCUGCCUAGCGAUCUCUUUCACGCUGUGCAUGGUGCUCUUCUGGAGCCCGGGUCUCCCCGAUGGGAUCCUGGUCACCUUCAUUGGGGUAGACGACGCUUUCGCCAACAGCUGCAUCAUUCCUCUCAGGAUAUUCUCCUUUUUUCCGUUCCCAGUGACGGUGAGGGCGCACCUCACGGGCUGGCUCAUGACUCUGAAGCAGACGCGGGUGCUGGCGCCCAGCUCCAUCCUACGCAUGAUCCUCCUCAUCACAAGCCUCCUGUUGCUGCCCUACCUCGGGGUGCACGGAGCCCCGUUAGGUGUGGGUUCCCUCCUCGCUGGUUUCCUCGGGGAGGCUGCCAUGGUGGCUCUCGCUUCGUGCUACGUCUUCAGGAAAGAGAGACACGAAGCACUGAUAGAUGGAGAGAGCAUGGGUGACGGCGAAGGCGAUGCAAUAUCUGAGACCGUGGUCAUGACGGACGAGUCCGAGACGAGUGAGGACGACUACCUGUAGCCUCGGUCUUGCUGACACUGGGAAAUCAACUGACGGCCGGUCCAUAGUCACUCCUCUGCUCUUACCCCCAGUGCCAGUGCCCGCUACCCUCCUUCACCUGACCCCCAUCCCCUGAGAUUUCUGCUGUAGCAUAAAGGUCAUGGCGCAUUCCACACAACUACUACAGAGAGACUGCUCUAUGUGCUGCUGGACCUUGUGUAUGCUUUGGUAAACUCUAUCGGAGACACAACCAAGAUCUGACAGUAAAAAUUGCGUUAUUCAUUGUAGUUACAUUCAAGUAUUUUCCAUGGACCAGAAAUACACAGUUUAAAUACUAGCAGUCAUUAAACUAUUAUAGAUUCAUGUUGAACUCAUGCAGUGGCUCCGGAGAUAAUAGUAAAAUAUGUUAACGUGUUGAAUACAUUUGGUUGCUUUUAUCUGAGAUUGGCCGAUUACAACAAAUGUAGACUGUCAAUUGUGGAAAUGAAGGUUGUGAGAAUGAAAGUACUUUUGCAGAGGACCAUGACAAAUUGAAGCAGACAAAUUUAACAUAAAAAAAUGUAGAACCAUAUUUAAAUUGUCUGCUGGUGGAAUUCCCCGUGCCAUGGAGUUGAAUUGAUUUAUUUCACCAUCGGUUUAAAGCCGUCAUAUUGAGGAACAUGACAACGCAAACUACACAGUACUUGGUCGGGGUGGGAAGAGGACAUAUCUUUCAGAUUCAAAGGUAUAUAAACUACAGCGUCCCCAAAAUGCAUCUGAAGAAAGAAUUAAACUUUUGUUGGAUGAAGAGGAUUUAAAGAGCUCCCUAUGCUCUCUGACCACGUUAAAAGUCUACGUGACCAUACUUGCCAACCCUACCACUUUAAGUGGCAGGCUGCCAAUGUGUUUUGCCAUUGCUGCAAGCCAAUUUUCAAAACUAAUAAUUUGAAGGCUUUAUAUAUAACAAAAACGAGUAUUUUUUUGACGUUUUUUUUUGCUUUGGAAAUCGGUAUGCGCUAAAACCGUUUAAAAUUCGUCAUCCUACCAUGUACAUCGGUACACAAGUUUGCAUUCCACAUGCAACAUUCCAUAGGCGUAGUUUACAGCUUCACACCAGUGCAUAUGUAGGCGGAGAGCUUCCCGUGUAGCUAUGCAAUUUGCUUGUGUGGAGAAGGGGCCUUCCAUUUUGUCCGAGUGCCAUGGAGAGGGUUUUGCAGCAAAUGAGAGAUUAAUGAAUGCUUUGCAGUUUUUUGUUUUUCUGUUUUCAGAACAAAGGUGCUGAUUGACAGUUAAGGUCACAGUGCUGCAUUAUAUAGGCAUGGCCACCGAAUGGUUUUUCAGGCCAAAUACAAUUUAAUUCUAAGGCCCAGGGCAAAUUCCCCACAUACCCUCAACCCCCCCUAGCCUACCCCUCUCUCUACAACCAUGGUUAUAGGGUGACAUGUUCAGGUUUGUAAGCGUGUUGGGUAAUCCUCUUUUGUGCAGUCACCACCUGCAUGUGAAAUUUGCAGAAAGUGAUAAGUAUUUAAGUUUAUUUGCUGGUCACCAUGUCCAGAAACAAAUAUUUGCUUUUGGAGUGAUGCAGUUCAAAAGUUAAACCCAAAUGUUUCCCCAAACACCAGUUUCAGCUUGGGGAACAAGCAGCUAUUUGCUUUUUUCUACAUCGCCCAUCUUUGUUUUGUCUUCUAUCUGUGCUGAUGUUAAUGUUCUCUUUGCCCAUUAGGAUUGUUUUACAUGGCACUUGUUUCCAUGUAUUUAAUUAAUACACAGUAGCUUAUAUCUGCAUUCAGUUAUAAUAUUUUAGCCGAAAUAUGUUGUGGCUUUUUCCAGCAGUAUUUUAAUUACAAUAUAGGACAUGUGUAGAUGUUAUUUUUAUGCAAUAUUUUGCCACUGCUUGAGUCAUGCAGUAACUUUGUAGUCGUUGGUGUGGGAUUGUGCUCUUAGCUUUACUGCUAUUGCUGUGUAUCCAUCUGUGAUAGUUUUUUGGGAAAAUAAAUAAUUUGUAUAUGAAUGGUUCUAUCCCAGUUGAAUUGGCACUCAAAAUGGCACAAUGCCCUAUAUGAAACUGGCCCUGCCCAUUGUCUAGCAACUGAACUCAGCUUACUCCAUAUGUGCAUUUUCACUCUGUUCUUCAGUUUAUCAGUAUUUUUUGAAAGUAUAAUGUCCAUGCGCCCUUUUUUGUUUAAAAUCCAGAAAAAUUCUGAAUUUAAUGAAAAAAUAAGAAAUAUAGUUAAAAAUCACUCAAGCCAACAGCAAAAAAGGCCAUGGAGUGUGUGUGUGCUUGUAUAUUAAAAUGUAAAAUACUAAAUGAUACAGAAUGUAAUCUAAAGUUGAAUGCACAUGAAUGCAGCACCGAGAAACGGUUCAUUUGUGUUGAGAAAGUUUGUUUUAGGUCUACAAUCGGUUGUUUGAUGGUAAUGAGAAGGAAAUGAAAAUGGGAUUCGUUGCUUUAAACAUUGUUGCACUUUACUUUAAAGGUAUUUGCUUUGCACAGUAUAAAGCCUCCACAUCAAACUCUCAUCUAAGGUUCUCAAUUGCACAAGAGCUAAAUCCCGAGAAACUUAUAUGUGAUUGGGGUGUAACUUAUGGCUUGGAAUGCAAUUGUGAGAUGGGGAUUUAACAGAAAUUCUAACCAGAUUUUAGUUCACAACGAGUAUCACCAUUAAAUUUUGAUUUAAAGCUUUCGUGACUGCAGGGAUUCAUAUUCUUGGUUCUUUCGGUAAAAUGUUUCCCUUCUACGUGACUUUACCCUUCUACGUGACUUUACUGAAAGAACCAAGAAUAUGAGUAUCACCAUUAUCAGGGCCAGAUGUAUUUUGAGGGAGGCCUGAAGCUGUUGAAGCUUCGAAUAUAUUCAAUGUAUUCUCCUUACUCUUUUAUCACCAGCCAUGCUUUUCAUGUCAAACACUCAAUUGUUAUUACCUUGGUUAUUUUUGUAUUUUUUUUUAUUUGAUAUGCGAAUUGUGGUGCCGCAUUAAAAAAAUACCUUUGUAUUUAAGAACAUACUGUAACUGGUAGGAAUACACGUUUUGAUCCUGUGGAAUUAAUUAUUUACCUGGCAGGUUAUGUUAUGGAGAUAGUAUUAUUUCAGACAUUGUAAAGAAGUAUAGAUUUUGUGAGCCCUUCAAAAUCCCAGGCCCUGGGAUGCAGCCCUUAAAGCCCCUCUGAUAAUCCGGCCCAAACCAUCAGCAUUUGACAAGUAGGACGAUGUCUAUUUUUUGGGGGUAGAAAAUGCUCAAAAAGAGCCAUCUGUUGAACAAGUAGGCAUGGUCGUUGAGCAUGCAAGGCCAAUCGCAUUUUUGUUCCCACAGUAAUAUCCAUCGAUUAUAUUUAAAAAUGUCUUACAUCUUGGGCUUCAUGCGUUUAGGCUUUUGUAUGCCUUAUGUUUGAUGCUGAGACAAGUGCAUCUCUGGUAAUUUAGUGCUUGAAAAAAAAUCUAUAAGUGCACUAUAUUGUUUUAAUCUUAUUGUUCGCAUUAUUUUAAUAUAAAACUGAUGCCUUUGUUACAGUACUGUACAUAAGAACAGAUGUAAUAUGUUCUCCUUGCGGGUAAUUUAUUUCGGUGUUAUUUAUACAAAUAUAACUGAUGGACCGAUAACCGAUACGUUAUUGACGUGAUUUGCAUUUCGAGUAAAUGAAAAAAGCUGACAUGUU
Molecule: messenger RNA, 5401 nt
Organism: Petromyzon marinus (sea lamprey)
Lineage: Eukaryota; Metazoa; Chordata; Hyperoartia; Petromyzontiformes; Petromyzontidae
Gene: ANKH
Product: ANKH inorganic pyrophosphate transport regulator
Biological process (GO): phosphate ion transmembrane transport
Cellular component (GO): plasma membrane
Molecular function (GO): phosphate transmembrane transporter activity
Source: RefSeq, a predicted model, not a curated record